Molecule: messenger RNA, 1449 nt
Organism: Brugia malayi
Lineage: Eukaryota; Metazoa; Nematoda; Chromadorea; Rhabditida; Onchocercidae
Exons: 8
Coding region: 1-1449 (482 amino acids)
Source: RefSeq, a predicted model, not a curated record
AUGAUUGAACAAGUUGCAACAUCUUCAACAUGCAAAAAAUUAUCUGAUAAAUUAAAACGAAAUAAUUAUCAACGACGUUCAAUUUGGAUUCAAGCAAAACGUAUCUUUCGAAAACGAUUAUUAUCAGGAAUAAUCAGAAAUAAAUCUUGCAAUAUGGAAUUAGCAUUAAAUGUUAAAUCCAUUGAUGAUAGUGAAAAAACAAAUUUAGAAAUUGAUAAAAGUUCAGACUCUGUGCAUCGAUUAUUAGCUCCGGUGCUAUUGCAAGUUUUUCCUUAUCUUGAUAUUUAUGAUCGUAUACGUCUUCGACGAGUAUGUCGUUUAACGGAAGAAAUAUUUCAUCAAAGUUUGAUAAGUUUACCACCAAUCAAAUUACAAAGCGUAUCGCUGGAUAAUAUCGAAAUUUGGACUGAUCAUUCUGAUCUUAUCAUACAGCUCUUAGUACCGGAAUAUUGUUUCACACCGGAAAUGGUUACGAAUGAUGUAAUAAUUAUUAAAGAUUGGCAAGCUGAAUUACUUAUACAACGAAUUGCAAAACGUGUAGACUAUAUCGAGCAUCUUUGGUUAGAAACACCAAUUAAUGGUGAAUUAUGUGAUGCACUUUUGAAAGAAAUUUCACGAACAGAUUUGAUCGAGAAUUCACGAUGGCGACAAUUAAAAAUGGAUAAGAUGACAAUUGUUGGUAGUGAUAAUGAUGAUUGUGAAGUGAUAUCAAAAAUUGUAAAUCAUUUUUCAACAUCACUUCGUGAAUUAUGCUUUCGUCAUAUUUGCAUGGAUUUUGGUUUGUAUUGUGAGGAAUUUUGGGAUGCUAUUAGGAAGUGUCAACAAUUGCGACAAUUUCAAUAUCAAACAUGUCAUUUGGAUAGCUUUUCUCAUAUGCAUCUUCUGGAAGCUUUAAGUGGAAAGAAUUUAAUAACACUUGAACUUGGCGGUAUUGAAUAUCUUUCUUCAUCCAUUCUUUCAAAAGUAUUAAUUAAUACACCAAUUCGAAAUUUAGCAAUUGUUUGUCCUUCUAUAAAUUUUCACUCUUAUUUACAAAAUGGUAUUGAUAAGGUAUUGAGAAGACUUGAAACACUUCUGAUACAGUGUACAGGAUCAUUUGAUCUGGACAGUUUGAUCGAACGUGAAUGCGUCAUUGACGUAUUAAAAGAAAUGCCAUACGAUGGCGCAUUACGAAUUAUUCAUAUUGUCACGCACGGGAAUAACGUCACGCACGCAGCCAAAAUUAUGAGUUAUUGGCUUGAAAUAGCCUGUGAGACAAUGAGAAGUGUAAAAUUGAAGCUAUCGGGAAUUUCACAAAAUCGAAUUGAUCAAGCUGUGGGACGAUUGUUGAGAAAAUGCAAUAAUGUUUUUAAAGUAGCAUUCAAAGGAUCAUCAUUGAUGUUGACAAGAGGCAAUGGUAGUGUGUGCAUUCUCGACAAAUAUAUGUGGUUUGGUGAAGAUGAUGAUUAA